AUGUUUGCAAUUCUGUUUGCAUUGCCGAUAUGUAUUCUGUUGGAUUUGGGGAAGUUAAUUGUGGGAUUCUUCUGGUUAAUAUUGAGGACAGUGUUGGGAAUACCAGAGCCAGUGGAAGAAAGACAACCGACAGUGACCAAGCAAAGAGUGUUCAAGUUUAGAGCAGUAUGUAGACUAGCAAUAACAGAAGAAAACAAGUUAUAUUUUAGAUUAGUUAGACCAAGAAGAUGCUUCAUGUUGGGAGAAAGAUUAAAGAUAUUCAAGAGGAUAUGUUACGCAGAAAAUAUGUAUUUUGUACACAACCUGAACAAACUAAUGAUUGACUCUAACAGAAAAUACGGAUCAGAGUCAGACACAUCAUCGGAUGAAGAAUCAGUAGGAUCAUUAAUGCAAAUAAGAGAAAGUUUGGAAAAAUCAUUUUCGAACCAAUACCUGGAUGACUCUGACACAUUGCCCGAGUCAGACAUUGAAACAAUAAACAGAAAUGAAAUAACAUCAGAGGAUGAUUUGGAAGAUUUGAGAACAUUUUCAAUGAACCCAUUUGAUCUGGACGAAAGCGAUGAAGAAAUAUUGAACAUGAUGAGAAAAUCAUACGACUCGGCAGAAAAUGUAGAAGAAGCAGUCAGAAAAGUAAAGAAGAAAAAAGGAAAAAUAGCAAACUACAUAUCAGGAAUAUAUUCUAAAAGAAUGGCAAGGAAAGGGAAAUAUGUCGAUGAACAACAUUUAUCAGAUUAUGAACAGGAUUCAGAUGAAAACAUAGAAACAGGUAACAAAAUCGGAGUGAUUGGAAUGUUAAAGAAGGUCAAGGACCAAAUAGUCAUGGCAAAUUAUAAAAUCAACCUCUACAACAUGAGAUUUGAAAAGUUCUUGAACAUGUUCUCAUGGAAAAAUUAUUCUGUAACAACAAUUGUACUAUUUCUGCUCAUACUAAUCAUUAUGAUUAACCUGUUCUUCAGCAUAGAAAUCAUAAUGCUGGCGUAUAUACUAUACCAGUUCAAGGCAGGAUAUAAGAGAGGAACAUGGGAAAGGAUGGUUUUGAGUACAACAAAGAGACAUAUAAGUAAAGCAAUUGUGGAACUUGAGAUUUUCAGACCAUUCUGGGACUUAUCGACACAUCAGAUUCAGGUCCUAUCAAACAGAAUCAAAGCCUUCUCCUCAAUAGAGCUGGAAAUCAACACAAUUAGAGAGGCCAAAGAUGAAACACACCUGGCAUAUAUCAUAUCAGACCAAUUAAUCAACGGGAAAUUUGCAAGAAAUUGGAAACGAUACAGAUGGAUCAACAACCUAUUCAGACAAGCACCAUGCAAACAAUAUUAA
Molecule: messenger RNA, 1317 nt
Organism: Theileria annulata
Lineage: Eukaryota; Apicomplexa; Aconoidasida; Piroplasmida; Theileriidae
Exons: 1
Coding region: 1-1317 (438 amino acids)
Source: RefSeq, a predicted model, not a curated record